AUGGUAAUGAGAAGUGUUCUACGUAUUCACCUUCCCAAAAAUAUCUUUAAGAAUGUACAAGGGUUACAGAGACAUACAAGCAAUGCUCCUUUAAUACAUUUCAAUUCACAGCAAUCACAUGAAAAUUCUGAUAAUAAUGUGCUGCAGAAAGUUAAUGGAGACUUGUCCACAAUUGCUCCAUAUCUUCCUAAUACCUUCAAUCUGGCUGCAUAUGUAAAUCAUUCUGAGACAUUACAAAAUUUAAUCAAUCUUAAUGUGAAUUUGAGCAAAAUAGAAAAGAAGCCUUUCAUUGCAGAGAAAAUUAUAAAGCUGAAUUUUGAUGACAUUAAGAAUCAUAUUUUAUUCAUAAAAGAUUAUGCUGGCAUUGAAAAUAUUGCUGGUUUUAUAACAAAAAACCCUAUGAUUUUUUAUGAAGCCCUUGAAGAUCUGAAAGUGAGAUUAAAUUAUUUACAGUCCAAACAGUUUUCAAAUGACCAAAUAAGUAGAAUAAUCUCGAAAAAUCCAUUUUGGCUUAUGCUGAGCACUAAGAGGAUUGAUAGAAGAUUGGGAUAUUUUCAAGAUAAAUUUCAGUUAUCAGGCAGUGACCUCAGAAUGUUAGCUACAAAGCAACCAAAGUUGAUUACAUAUAAUCUCCAUCACAUUAAAACCAAUUCAUUUGUAAUAAAAGAAGAAAUGGGUUUUGACGACAAUGAAAUAAAAAGAUUACUUCUUGAUAAACCAAAAUUAUGGAUGAUAGAUCAAAAGAAUUUAUUGCAUAGAUUCAACUAUAUUCACAAUACAAUAAAGAUACCUCACAAAUACAUUCUAAAUUAUCCUGGUGUACUGCUUUGUAGAAACUUCAAAAUAAAACAAAGACACCUUUUUUUAGAGAAAUUGGGGAGAGCACAAUACAAUUCAAAGAAAGAAAAUUAUGUUCCCUUAAUAGCAUUAGCUGAAGACACAGAUAUACAGUUUUGUAAAACAUAUGCAAAAUGUAGUGUUUCAGAUUUUAAUGAUUUCCUAAAAACUCUAUAAUUUAUCCAGUUUUUCCAAGUAGCAUUUUAUUUUGAAAUGCAUUUAGGGAAUGGUAUAAGAGUGAAUCCAGAAUUCCAGCAACAGUAAAAACUCCACCAACUAUUGCACAUAUAUUUGUGGCAAAAUGACCUAUUGACCUGAAAAAAAAAGAUAUCUAAAUGUUAAAUACGCACAAUAUUUUUUGCAGCUCUUAUAUAUGAACAAAGUGAAUAGAAAUAUAUAUAAAUAAUAAAACGAUUUUGUUUUCUUACCUUUCUUUUUCAGUAUAUUUUACCAUUAAUGGAGAAAGUUCAUAACUAAAGAAUGCACCAGGCAUACCCGAUUCUGCAUUGAUGUUAGAAACCGAUUUUUGAUGUCUUGUUACAGAGAAUUGAUUGGUAUUCAGAACUGUUUUAUCUAAUUUUAUAUACAUUGUAGGCACAAUUUUUAAAUAAUAUUGGAACAUCACUGCACCUGAAAUUUUAUGUAUAUAUUAAAAGUAUGAAAGUUAUGUAAAAAUCGUACACACCUACUAAUUGGAACUACCUACUGAACCGAAAGUCCAACAUUUUACACUACAUAAUAUUAGUAUAGAUUAAACUUAUGCCGGACUGAUUUAGAUGAAAAGUAGGCAUAUGAAUAGAAACCCAAAUGUAAAAUAGUUUAAGUUUUCUUAAAUCAUCUUCCGCACUGUGUUGAGGGUUGAUAGUUUGUAUGAAAAAUUUGGUUAUGCCAAACAGCUAAAACAAUUUUUAUAAACGAGUUAAAGUUCAAAAAUAUACAUAAACAAAUAAAAUGUGUUCUGUUUUUGCUUUUUGCCUACUAAACUAAUGCAGUUGCACAAUUCACGAAGUCGCGGGUAAAAACAUUUAAAUAGGUUUUAAGAUGAGGUUUUCUUUGCAGCAUUUAAAGAAUUGAUACAGAACAAAGAAAGGAAAUGUCGUUGUCACAUUGACAUAAAUCAACCAUUACAUGCACGAAUGACAGCAAGUGGAAUUUCAGAAAAUUCAGAAAAAAAUAAAGGGUCUUUCCAGAUAGCUACGGGAAAGAUUGAGAACAAAACAAGCGAAUUAUAAAAUAAAGUUAAUCUUUAUAAAAAAAAACAACUCAGUAAUAUCAAAAUUAAGAUGCCGGUCCCAGGUGGAAUGUAUCAAAAUCAA
Molecule: messenger RNA, 2153 nt
Organism: Amyelois transitella
Lineage: Eukaryota; Metazoa; Arthropoda; Insecta; Lepidoptera; Pyralidae
Gene: mTerf3
Product: transcription termination factor 3, mitochondrial
Exons: 3
Coding region: 1-1014 (337 amino acids)
Biological process (GO): regulation of DNA-templated transcription; mitochondrial ribosome assembly
Cellular component (GO): mitochondrion
Molecular function (GO): double-stranded DNA binding
Source: RefSeq, a predicted model, not a curated record